Molecule: messenger RNA, 330 nt
Organism: Penicillium canescens
Lineage: Eukaryota; Fungi; Ascomycota; Eurotiomycetes; Eurotiales; Aspergillaceae
Exons: 1
Coding region: 1-330 (109 amino acids)
Source: RefSeq, a predicted model, not a curated record
AUGGGUGUCAAUCGAGCCCCUGAGGACUUGAAAGUUUCAUGGAAGUGGAGAUCAGAAAUGCAGUUUUUGCAGAAUCUAGCUGAUAAUCGAGAGUAUAAGCAAAUGUUGGCGCAAGUGAACUUCUAUAUGGAUCAGCAUACGGUCGGGCAUGGAUUUAUCCUCUCAGAUCUUGAGCUUGUCGCCGUCAAACGUUUGGAUGGAUAUGGCCGUCUAGCUGUUGCCACGCCUGUACUAUGGAGAAGUGGAGGUGUUGGAAGCCUCUCAGUACUACUAGGACUAUGGUAUCUUGGAAAGUUGGCGGCAGAAGAUAAUCACUGGGCUUUGAAUUAA